UGUGCUUAGUCCGUGAGCGUAAGGUUUAAGGUUACGUGUUCAGAGAUAUUUUUUGGUGCUUGUUUUGUCGUUUUGUUUUGUUUUGGUUUUUCCAAAAUGCCUGGAUUUUAUUGUGCGUGCCGUUUUUGUACGUCCAAAAGCGGCCAAGGAAUAAGUUUAUUUACUUUCCCAAAGGACCAAGAACGUGCAAAAAUAUGGAUAGAAGCUUGCAAUAGGCAAGAUUUACUACCGAAAAUACAGGAUGUCCACAAAAAUUAUCGGCUUUGUGAAAAUCACUUCAAAGAAAAACAAUUUUCAAGGAGCGGAACUACUAGAAAAACCUUAUUGCCAGAUGCAAUACCCACAGAGUUUUUGAACUUUCCUCCAGCAAUACCUGAAAAUCAUGAAAAAUCUAGGAAGCCCCCCAAGAAAUUUAUUAUUUUGUCAGAUCCUGUGGUUGUCCCUGUUACUGAAACAACCGAUAAGUGCUUAGCUCUUGGACAAUUAAUCGUACCUGAAAAAGAAGCCGUGGUUUUUGAUAAAUAUGUUGAAUACAACAUGGGCAAGUAUACAAAACAUGUCUACAGGAUGGACACAUCAUUAAAUUUAAAAGAAAUCCCAAUAAAUGAUGAAGAUCUAAUAAAUGAGAAAAAUAAACCAGAUGUGAAUUUGAAUCAAAAUGUUGAAUCUUUAUGUGAAUCUCCCACAAUAUUCAGCAAUGAUACGGAUACUAUACCAAAACUCGAAGAAGAAGAAAUCCACAUUAAAGAUGAAACAACCACUGCAGAACAGGAAACUGAGGAAACCGUUAUUAAUAACGAAAAUAUCGACUAUUUAAGUCAAUACCAGCUGUUUUUAACCGAAAAUAAUUACGGUAAUAAUGAAAAAGCUCUUGAAAAUAAUUACGUUAAUAAUGAAAAUGCUCCCAAAUCGGAAAAAGAUUUUCCUUCUUUGGAUUUUUUUAUGGAGGAAUUAGUCAAGCACAACUUAAAUUAUCGCAAAGAAUUUGUUGGCCAGUGUUUAAAAGCACUUGAUAUUCGAUUCAAAGAAGACCACCUAAUAGACAAUAAUGUAUAUCUUGCUAAUGUUCCCGUUCUACCGCAGCAUUUGAAACAGAUCAAUCAACAUUUUUAUGUUAAAAACACAACACCAAUCAAUACAACUGAUACGAGUAUAACGGAAAUAUCUCCUACUCAAGCAGCGAUAGAAGAAACUAUUACCGAAAUAGGAAUCUAUUAUGGUAGUAUUAAUGUUACUCCAACAUUCAAAGAUAUAUUAGAGAAAGUGCAAAGUCGUCAUGAGGAUAUAAACGAUGAAGUUCUCAAAGAUUGGUUGAACAAAUUAAAAGUAAAUUUUAAAACAAACGAGCAGAAGCAAACGAGGAGUAGUACGAAAUGUAAAAACAAUACUGCAAUUCCUACUUUGGAUUAUUUCUUUAAAAAUUUGGAAAAGUCUCAAAUAAGUUGUUCUGUAAAAUCUCUUAAAAAAUGGUUAGAUCUUUUACAUGUACAAUAUGAAUUAACUAACUUCAACAAACAAGCAAGGAAAAGUAAAGAACUUGAGCAAUUGACGUCAGAGAUAGUUAAGUACAUAUUCCAAAUUGAAAAGAAAUUUUAUACUUCAUUAAACAAAAAAGUAACACAAAUUUCAACCGAAGAAGUGAAUCGAAUACUGAAAACUCAACAACAAAAAAAAUGUAGAAAAAAUUUGCAAAAUACUAAUAAUGAUCAAAAUAAGAAAACGCAACAUCAAAAUGACAUUGAGGAAACGCAAGAACAAAAUUACGACGAAAGUCCUACAAUAAAGAGACCUAGAAUUGAAACUAACAAUUAUUCUACUAAUAUUGAUAAUGAAAUAAUAAUAAUCAAUACAGAAAUAGUAAUAAAUCCUACAUUCGAUUAUUUCUAUAACAAAUUCAGAAGAAACGUUUGUUGCAAGCAUAUGUUCAAAAGUUGGUUGGAUUUUUUAAAUAUCAAGUAUACGCUGGAAUAUCACAUUCGACAAUGCAAAAGACGACGAAAAAGAAUACCUGCAACUAUUAUGAAAAAUCUGAUAAAAUUCGACCAAGAUUCUUCAAAAUCUAAGCAAACCAGUCAAUCGUUGCUAUUACAACUGUUAGAAGAUAUAGAUGAACAAUUUUUGGAUAAAGAUGAAGCGCCCACCUUGGAAUUUAUCGACAAGCAUGUGCAAUCUUCCGAACAUUUCAAAUCAAACACUUGGUACUCGAUAAGUAAGCUUGAAAAAUGGUUAAAUGCAUUGAAUAUUAAAUUCACAAAAGAACAAUCACUCAAAGAAGAAGAAAUUCCAAACUUUUUCGUCUAUCAAAAACCACUUCCAACCUUAGAUUAUUUUCAUGAGAAAAUGAUAGAAAACAAAAAAAAAUGUUACAAAUCUACGCUUAAAGAUUGGCUGGAAUUUCUUACAAUAAAAUUCGAAUCAACAUAUGUUCCAAAAAAAUAUGUUAGCGAGAAAAAACUUUUCUCCUCUAUUGUCAAUAUCCUAGUCGAUGCCGAAAAGGACUUUUACGAAAAACAAACGGUCUCAAUGAUAUCAUUAAGAUAUUUAAAGAAUGUUGAGAACGAAUUUAAAAACAAGAAGGACGUUCCCACUCUAGAUGACUACUGUAAUGGUAUUCACAGAUCGAAUUUUUUCAAAUCCUGUACACAGGUAUACACUAAACCACAAAUCCAAUGGCUUUUGAACAAAUUCAAAUUCAAUGUUAAAAUUUGCAAAGACAAAGAAGACAAAAAGUUACCGAAUUUAGACUACUUCUACGAAAAACUACUGUACCUUAAAGCCGAUGUUUGUCCUAAAGAAACACUGGCACACUGGUUAAAAUUAUCUAACAUCCAAUUUGAAGAACAUAACAUACCAAUUGAUGACAUCCACAAGAAACCUAUACCAUCGAAUUUCUAUAACACACUAUUUAAAUUGUCCAAUAUUGCUAAAACGUACAAUUUGGAAUGUGUCAUUAAACAAUUAGAAACGGAUAAUAUAUCCAGCAAUACACCAAUGUCAUUAAGAGAAUUACACUCGAGAGUUCAGGCCCACGAUUGCGACAUAACUAUAUGGAAAUUAAGAGAGUUUUUGGACGUUAUAGGAUUCGAUUAUAAAGAACGUAGCUUUUGCAAAAGUAGAGAAAAGAUCCCAAAUGAAACGACUAAUGUGCAACAGACUUCGAAUGUCGAUACCAGCAUUAAAAAAACAGAAGUUGAAGCAUUUAUAAUGGAUUCUAAAACAGAAGAACCAUCGGUUCAAUCACAGUCAGAGAGUAACUCAUCCGUUCAGUCCCAUCCGUUCAGUUUACCCAAGGAAAAUGAAGUUACUGAAAUAAAUAAAGAUGUUCCGGAGUCGAGUAUCCCAGGACCUAGUGCAAUUGGUCGAACACAAGCCCCAGAAUAUUUGUUAAUCAACGAACUAACAAGACCGGAUACUGUCGCAAGCUCAGGACCUGACGAAGUUAUGAAAUGCCUCACGGACACUGAAUAUAUUUUCUUUAAGUCGAAGAAAGUUCCAACCCUAGAUGAUUUCUAUAAAAAUGUAGAAAUUAUGUACGGUAACAAAUAUUCCAAAGACCAAACUUCAAUGUGGUUGAUAUAUGCAAAUAUAAAAUUUAAAGAUACCUAUAAUACCAAUGAAUUUAAUUAUAACUAGUGUAAGGCGGAAUUUACCAAUUUUAUUGCAUUUAAAUAUUCCUUUUUAGUUUUUUAGUUUUUUGUGAUUUUGUUACUUUGGAUUAAAAUUUAAGUUGUAAUUUCCUCUCUUCCUAUAGUAAUAAGAGAAGUAAUACGAAGCGCAUUUCUCUAAUGGAAAAAUUAAGAUCUACAUAUAAAAAAGAAGCGAUAAAAAAUAACUUACCGAGGUCAUUUUCGGCCAAAGGUCCUAUGCAACCAAAGAAACGCUUGUCUAAUAAUUGAAGUAAUUGUAAAGCAGUGUCCCUAACCACUUGCCUGGGACACCCGGUGUUCAUUAGAGUAACAUUAAUGAUUGCUGUAUAGUGAUCACACGGGUAUUCU
Messenger RNA from Phyllotreta striolata, 3995 nucleotides. The record is from the annotation of a GenBank genome assembly. NCBI's taxonomy places the organism in Eukaryota, Metazoa, Arthropoda, Insecta, Coleoptera, Chrysomelidae.